AUGGGAGAAAUUGCGGCGACAUUCCCACCCAAUAUGCACCCCCAAUCAUACAUAACGGCCAUUGCCCAAAAGUAUAAUCUCAAAGGUAUCUUCUACCUGGAUCUAUGGCCCGUGGCAGACCCUCAAGUCGUCCUGAUUGAGCCGGAGCUCAUGGACCAAGUCCAAGUGCAGCGCGCCUAUAACCAGCAUCCCAUGUCUGAGGAGUUAUUGUCUUCCAUGGUUGGCCCCAAUGUAGUGGCUGCGGCCAAUGGUCCGGUGUGGAAGAAGCUUCAUCAUGCCAUGGCACCCAGCUUUCUCAUGUCGCAUGUGCGCACGCUCACCGGUCUCAUGGCCGACGAGACCAUCUUGUUCCGGGACCGGCUGAAGUCGCUCGCCCGGGACGGCGGCGCCUUUAGUCUCGAAAAGGAGUGUAGCAGGUUGAUUUUCGACAUUGUCGGGCAAAUUGUCUUUAAUUUCCCUCUGCACGCCCAGACGCAGGGAAGCUCGUACCUGGAUGAUCUAAAGGAGACAGUAGAGCUCAUCAAUGAGAGUCUGAGCAUGAACCCGCUAGUCAAGCUCAAGGUGCGGAUGCGCAAGGGCGCAAUCACGAAGCGGCUUGAUGCGGCCAUUCGUACCAAGAUCGAAGAGAGAUGGGAUACCCUGAGAAACGGUAAUGUAUUCCCGACGAGAAAGAACUUUCUGAGCAUUCUAGACCUCAUGCUUCGAGAGGCUUUGGCCAAGGAGGGUCAAGGCAGCGUCAAAUCGGCCAAGCUGCCCAAGGAGGAACUUGGCUUGUUGGUCACCAAUGUAAAGGGGCUUCUGCUUGGUGGCCAAGGAACAACUGUAGACACUCUAUGCUACAUAAAUAUGCUGCUCUCCAAAAAUCCCGAGGUUGUCCAAAAAUUGCGCGAUGAGCACGACGCCGUCUUUGGAAAGAGUACCGCAGAAACUUUGGGUCUUCUCGAAUCUGACCCUAGUAGACUGAAUGAUCUUGAGUACACCUCGGCGGUCAUCAAGGAAUCCCUACGGCUUUUCCCCGUCGGCUUUGGUAUCCGGCAAGCACCAGCAGGUUCCGUGGUUACCUAUCAGGACCAGUCCUACCCCAUCGAUGACCUUGUGAUCGUUCCCUGCUGGCACACAAUGCACUACGACGAGACUUACUUUCCGAACCCGUCCCUGUUUCGACCGGAGCGCUUCCUGGGCGACUCGGUUCCCCGAGGAUGGUUCCGCACCUUCAGCCGCGGGGCGAGGGCGUGUCUGGGCCAGGAUCUCGCCAUGGACAUGAUGCGCGUCGUGCUACUGCUCACGGUGCGAGAUUUUGAUUUUGUGUGCGCCGGGCUUGAGCCGAAUGAGAAGCCAAAGAGCACGUACACGGAUUUGGAUACCGUCUUUGGCGACGUUGUGUUUGCUGAGCUGGCCUUGGAAGCACGGCCUAGGGGCGGCAUGAUGAUGACUGUCAAGGAGAGUGGAUAUAGUCUGUAG
Pestalotiopsis fici W106-1 is the source of this 1461-nucleotide messenger RNA. RefSeq lists its product as uncharacterized. The record is from RefSeq and is a predicted model, not a curated record. Bases 1 to 1461 code for a protein of 486 amino acids. Gene Ontology annotation, molecular function: oxidoreductase activity, acting on paired donors, with incorporation or reduction of molecular oxygen; iron ion binding; monooxygenase activity. The transcript is spliced from 5 exons. NCBI's taxonomy places the organism in Eukaryota, Fungi, Ascomycota, Sordariomycetes, Amphisphaeriales, Sporocadaceae.